CCAGCCACCCCGAGACUCCCCACGCGACAGGCAGCGUCUCCUCCGGUCUCACAGACACCCCGGGCUGGAGCGUGGGGAGGGGGUAAGGGAGCCAGCCAACUCGGAGAAACUUCGUCGCCAGAGAUGACUGGGGUUUUCGGGCUUUCCCAGCCUUCCCAUGCUGGACCACACGGCAUUCAUUAAAGUGGUGCAGCAACUAUUGCUGCGCUUUGGCCAGACAGGUUUUGAGCUGCAGAGACCCGUGCGCCCGACAACAGCGCUUUGCCACCCAGUGCACUGAGGGCCGGGUCUUCUGCUGGGGGACGACGAGCGCGGGGAGACUUUGCGCCACGAUGUUUUGUUUUCCUGCCGCAGGAAAGCUAGGCAGUCUGUUUCCACCGGACUUAAGCCGCCUGAAGCAAUAGCCAUGGAAGUUGCAGCGGCACAGAGGGAGACCGAGCCGCUUGGCGCGGCAUCUUUUUUGGAUGUUUUUUCUCUACACAGACGACUUCUUUCCUUCCUUGGUGGCCGUUCCCGCAGCAGCACCGGUGUGCCAGCCCAAGAGUGCCACUAACGGGCAACCCCCGGCUCCGGCUCCAACUCCAACUCCGCGCCUGUCCAUUUCCUCCCGAGCCACAGUGGUAGCCAGGAUGGAAGGCACCUCCCAGGGGGGCUUGCAGACCGUCAUGAAGUGGAAGACGGUGGUUGCCAUCUUUGUGGUUGUGGUGGUCUACCUCGUCACUGGCGGUCUUGUCUUCCGGGCAUUGGAGCAGCCCUUUGAGAGCAGCCAGAAGAAUACCAUUGCCUUGGAGAAGGCAGAAUUCCUGCGGGAUCAUGUCUGUGUGAGUCCCCAGGAGCUGGAGACAUUGAUCCAGCAUGCCCUUGAUGCUGACAAUGCGGGAGUCAGUCCAAUAGGAAACUCCUCCAACAACAGCAGCCACUGGGACCUCGGCAGUGCCUUUUUCUUUGCUGGAACUGUCAUCACCACCAUAGGGUAUGGGAAUAUUGCUCCGAGCACUGAAGGAGGCAAAAUCUUUUGUAUUUUAUAUGCCAUCUUUGGAAUUCCACUCUUUGGUUUCUUAUUGGCUGGAAUUGGAGACCAACUUGGAACCAUCUUUGGGAAAAGCAUUGCAAGAGUGGAGAAGGUCUUUCGAAAAAAGCAAGUGAGUCAGACCAAGAUCCGCGUCAUCUCAACCAUCCUGUUCAUCUUGGCCGGCUGCAUUGUGUUUGUGACGAUCCCUGCUGUCAUCUUUAAGUAUAUUGAGGGCUGGACGGCCUUGGAGUCCAUUUACUUUGUGGUGGUCACUCUGACCACGGUGGGCUUUGGUGAUUUUGUGGCAGGGGGAAACGCUGGCAUCAAUUAUCGCGAGUGGUAUAAGCCCCUAGUGUGGUUUUGGAUCCUUGUUGGCCUUGCCUACUUUGCAGCUGUCCUCAGUAUGAUCGGAGAUUGGCUACGGGUUCUGUCCAAAAAGACAAAAGAAGAGGUGGGUGAAAUCAAGGCCCAUGCGGCGGAGUGGAAGGCCAACGUCACGGCCGAGUUCCGGGAGACACGGCGAAGGCUCAGCGUGGAGAUCCACGAUAAGCUGCAGCGGGCAGCCACCAUCCGCAGCAUGGAGCGCCGGCGGCUGGGCCUGGACCAGCGGGCCCACUCGCUGGACAUGCUGUCCCCCGAGAAGCGCUCUGUCUUUGCCGCCCUGGACACUGGUCGCUUCAAGGCCUCAUCCCAGGAGAGCAUCAACAACCGGCCCAACAACCUGCGUCUGAAGGGACCGGAGCAGUUGAACAAGCAUGGGCAGGGCGCGUCUGAGGACAACAUCAUCAACAAGUUCGGGUCCACCUCCAGACUCACCAAGAGGAAAAACAAGGACCUCAAAAAGACCUUGCCCGAGGACGUUCAGAAAAUCUACAAGACCUUCCGGAAUUACUCCCUGGACGAGGAGAAGAAAGAGGAGGAGACGGAAAAGAUGUGUAACUCGGACAACUCCAGCACAGCCAUGCUGACAGACUGUAUCCAGCAGCACGCUGAGAUGGAGAACGGGAUGAUACCCACGGACACCAAAGACCGGGAGCUGGAGAACAACUCAUUACUUGAAGACAGAAACUAAAUGUGAAGGACAUUGGUCUUGGACUGAGCUGUGUGUGUGUGUGUGUGUGUAUGUGUGUGUUUUUAAUAUUCACACUGAGACACGUGCCUUAAACAGACUUAUUAGUCCAAAAUUACAUAGCAUUGAAGAAUAUAUUUCACUGUGCCAUAAACAACUGAAAGCUUGCUCUGCCAAAAGGAAUCAGAGAACAAGAACUUCAUUUCCGAUAGCAACCACAGGACACACCAAGAGUGUCCGUGCACGUAGCCGGUUCUGGCCGUACAUGUUAAGGGCAUUGCAGUGGCAGUCUGUACCCCUGGGCAGUGCCACCUGGGCACACACGUAGACAAGGGCAGCUAUACUUUAGACCAGCCUCCUGAAAGAAACAGUUGUGUCUUUUUAGUGGAGUUGUUAGUAAUAUGUGCACAUGCAGAAGGGGACCUGAUUGGGGGUGAACUGGUUAUGUGUAACAAGGGUUGGAGUUGACAUUUUGGCAUGUACUCUGAGCUUGAAUUUUGAUACAAACCAUUCAGUGCAUCAUACCUAGUCUUUCUAUGCUCCAAAUGAAUGUCUGUGGGGACUUGAGAGCACCUGGAAUUUGUUGGAAGCAGAUCAGAGCACACGUAUUAAAAGGUGCAAUUGCUUUUCUCAUGACAAAAGAAAAAAAGAUAACCACAAACACAUCACACUGUGGAUACCACCUUAACCAAUGACAGAAGCCUGCUGAGUCUGGUCUUUCUCACAGGGGUAGGUAGUCCACAUGAACUGGUGAGCAGUGGUGAAA
Mandrillus leucophaeus (drill) is the source of this 2847-nucleotide messenger RNA. It is a transcript of the gene KCNK10, whose product is annotated as potassium channel, two pore domain subfamily K, member 10. Lineage: Eukaryota; Metazoa; Chordata; Mammalia; Primates; Cercopithecidae. Gene Ontology annotation, cellular component: membrane. The transcript is spliced from 7 exons. The record is from RefSeq and is a predicted model, not a curated record. The coding region runs from base 465 to 2084 and encodes 539 amino acids. Gene Ontology annotation, molecular function: potassium ion leak channel activity. Gene Ontology annotation, biological process: potassium ion transmembrane transport; stabilization of membrane potential.